This is a messenger RNA of Colius striatus (speckled mousebird), 5023 nucleotides long. RefSeq names its product solute carrier family 44 member 2 (CTL2 blood group) (gene SLC44A2). Gene Ontology annotation, biological process: transmembrane transport; choline transport. Gene Ontology annotation, molecular function: choline transmembrane transporter activity. Gene Ontology annotation, cellular component: membrane. The transcript has 22 exons. The coding region runs from base 57 to 2171 and encodes 704 amino acids. NCBI's taxonomy places the organism in Eukaryota, Metazoa, Chordata, Aves, Coliiformes, Coliidae. The record is from RefSeq and is a predicted model, not a curated record.
GGCCCCAGCCCCGGGCGGAGCGUUCGCAGCGAUCGGCGGCGGCCGCGGGGGUCGCGAUGGGGGCGCGGAGCGGGAACCACGGCACCCCACAGAAGUAUGACCCCACCUUCAAAGGGCCCAUUUAUGACAGGGGCUGCACUGACAUUGUCUGCUGUGUCCUGCUGCUCCUUGCCAUCGUGGCUUACGUGGUGGUGGGUGUUGUGGCCUGGACUCAUGGGGACCCCAGGAAGGUGAUUUACCCCACUGACAGCCGUGGCCAGUUCUGUGGGCAGCAGGGGACUCCCAAUGAGAACAAACCUUUCCUCUUCUACUUUGACAUAGUCAAGUGUGCCAGCCCCCUGGUGCUGCUGCAGUUCCAGUGCCCCACCAUGCAGAUCUGUGUGAGCCAAUGCCCAGACCGAUACCUGACUUACCUGGGAGCCUCCCAGAGCUCUGCACAGCUCCAGUACUACAGGAACUUCUGUGUCCCUGAGUUCCAGAACCUGCAGAAGCCUCCCCUCGAGGUGCUGAAGGACAAGGAGUGUCCAGCCAUGCUCAUCCCCAGCACUCCAUUGGCAAGAAGGUGCUUCCCAGCCAUCCAGGCCAAGGAAGGUGUCAUCAUGGUGGGCAACGAGACCACCUACAACGACGGGCUGGGGCAGCUCAGGAACGUCACCGAGCUGCUGGAAGGGGCCAAGAAAGCAAACGUGGUUCUGGAAGCCAGGCAGCUGGCCAUGAAGAUCUUUGAGGACUACACAGUGUCCUGGUACUGGAUCAUCAUAGGUUUGGUCAUUGCCAUGGUGGCCAGCUUGGUCUUCAUCGUCCUGCUGCGCUUGCUGGCCGGGGUCAUGGUCUGGGUGAUGAUCGUGAUGGUCGUCCUGGUGCUGGCUUAUGGCAUCUUCCACUGCUACCUGGAGUAUGCCAAGCUCAAAGGGGAGGCAGGUUCUGAUGUGUCCCUGAAGGAUCUGGGCUUUCAGACCGACCUCCGUGUCUACCUGCACCUGAGACAGACCUGGCUGGCCUUCAUGAUCAUCCUGUGCAUCGUGGAGGUCGUGAUCAUCCUCCUCCUCAUCUUCCUCCGCAAGAGGAUCCUCAUCGCCAUCGCUCUCAUCAAGGAGGCCAGCAGGGCUGUGGGUCACAUCAUGAGCUCGCUGCUCUUCCCCUUGUGCACCUUCUUCUUGCUGUGCCUCUGCAUCGCCUACUGGGCCAGCACAGCCGUUUUCCUCUCCACCUCCAACGAGGCCGUUUACAAGGUGUUUAAUGAGAGCACGUGUCAGUUCUCUGGGCAGAGCUGCAACCCUGAGACCUUCAACACCAGCAAUGUCACCAAGCUGUGCCCCGAUGCCCAGUGUCUCUUUGCCUUCUAUGGUGGGGAAACAGCCUACCACAGGUACCUCAUCGUCCUCCAGUUCUUCAACGUCUUCAUGUUCUUCUGGCUGGCCAACUUCAUCAUCGCCCUGGGCCAGGUCACUCUGGCUGGAGCUUUCGCCUCCUACUACUGGGCCUUCAAGAAACCUGAUGACAUGCCACCCUUCCCCCUCUUCUCCUCCUUCAGCCGCGCUCUCAGGUACCACACUGGCUCACUUGCCUUUGGCUCCCUGAUCCUCGCCAUCGUCCAGGUCAUCAGGGUCACUCUGGAGUAUCUGGACCAUAAGUUGAAAGCUGCAGAGAACAGAUUGGCCAAGUUCCUGCUGAGCUGCCUCAAGUGCUGCUUCUGGUGCCUGGAGAAGUUCAUCAAGUUCCUCAACAGAAACGCCUACAUCAUGAUCGCUGUUUAUGGCACCAACUUCUGCACCUCGGCCAGAAAUGCCUUCUUCCUGCUCAUGAGGAACAUCAUCAGGGUGGCUGUUUUAGAUAAAGUCACAGAUUUCCUCUUCUUCCUGGGGAAACUGCUCAUCGUGGGAAGCGUUGGAAUCCUUGCUUUCUUUUUCUUCACCCACCGGAUCAAGCUGGUCGAGGACACGGCUCCAUCCCUCAAUUACUACUGGGUCCCCAUCCUGACGGUGAUCGUGGGCUCCUACCUCAUCGCCCACGGCUUCUUCAGCGUCUACGGCAUGUGUGUGGACACCCUCUUCCUCUGCUUCUUGGAAGACCUGGAGCGCAACGAUGGCUCAGAUGAAAAGCCUUACUUUAUGUCCCCUGACCUGAAGAGGCUCCUGAAGAAAAGGAACAAAGGUCAGCCAGAUGCCUAGAGCCUGCCCUCAUCCUCUCCACACCUCCUCCUCUUCCUCCUCAGCACCUCACAGGGCUGCAGCCUCACUUUUGCCCCCGUGGAAACCUCCUUAAUGAACCUUGAACCGUCACCUUCGCUCCUGGGGCCGAGGGAGUUGGCUAAAGAGAGGGACUGGGUCAUGGUGAAGCUUUCAGCCUCAACCCCUCGGUGUUGCCAAAGGAAGAUGCCUCUUGCCCAUCAGCCUGUGCAGGGCAAAACAUCCCCCUGGUCCCUGGCUGAGCUCAGACAGUGAGCUGGGGAGUUGCUGGGCUGGGAUCAGUGGGAAAACGCCUGUGAUGCUGAGCAAAGCUCCAGCUCUGCCUCCCAGGCUGUUGACUGACUGAGUUUAAUUGGAUUCAGGGACUUGGGGGAGUGGUUUUAGGGGUAAGAGAUGUGAUGUUGCCAUCCAGGGUAACCCCCAAGGGCUCUCAGCAGCUCCUCUGGUGGGGUUUUUUGUCUUGCAGUGCCCCCCAAAAUGCUCCACGGCCGUUGCUGGUCCUUAGGCAGAGGGCAGGGAGGUGCUGAGGUCACCCCCAAGGCCCUGGGACUCUGCUUUGGGCUGCUUUAAGCAAUUAGUUCUUUUAGGAGUGAUGCCAAUUAGCGUUGUGGUGGAGGAGGAGGGAAAGGAGAAGGUUAAUGAGCAGGAUUUGGGUGCUGGGAGGGGCUGAGGGAUGCUCUGGGGCUCGGUAGCACUGACAGCUUCCACUGAUUCCUCCCCAAAAACCCACCCUGCAGGCUGGAACCAGGCUGGUGGGGCAGCUGUGGGGAGAGCCCGGGGUGGAGGGGAGGUGUCUGUGUCUAGAUGUGUCUUUUAGGGCUUCUAGGUUUAACUUUUAGGGGGUUUUAAGCAAACCAAAUGACAUACCACAGGUUGCCUUCACGUCCUCGAGGCACCACGGCUUCAGGUGGGGAGGUGCAGACCUCUGGCAGCUCCUGGCAGGACAGGGGGAAGCACAAGGAGGUGGUUUCCUGAGGGGAAAGGGGGGUUUGUGUAUCACUCACCCACCACAGUUCAACUGGAUCCCAUGAAAUCCAAGCCCAGAGCUGCUGAAGGGCCUUUGGAACAACAAAGGGGCUCUUCUGGGUGGAGCCACAGCUCCAAACUCUCCUCUUGUUGUGCUCUGAUGUGUUUAAAGUCAAGGCAGGGGCUGGGGGACACGAUUUACCAGCUCCCAGAGCCGUGGGGUGGGGGGAAGCAGCAGCCAGGAGGCACCUCCUGGCCUCAAAGCAAGAGCCCUGUGUGUGGCAAAGGACCCUGAGCCACGGUCCCUUCGUGCUGAAGGGUGGAUGUGGCUGCUUUAAUCCCCACCUCUCACUGAACCUCAGACCCCUGCAGGACCUUUUGUGUGAGAAGAGCAACAUCUGCCUCCCUGCUUUUGGUUUUGGGGGUGUUCUCAUUGGUUUCAGCCCUGUAGCUGCUCAUUUUGAUCUCUCCCAGUAGAAAAUCCCCCUGGCAGUGCCAGCAGCUGCCCAGGCUGAGGGCACUUGCUGGGGUCAAAGACACUGAUGGGUUUUUAACUCUAAAGCACCUUCUUCUUGGUUUUAACCCUCAUCUCGAUGGAGCUGGUCCAGUGCCUGGAGGGGAGAGCUGAAAUGAAGAGGCAGAGGUGGAGGUAGAGCUCAGAUUGGUGCAGGUAGAGCUCAGGGAGGUGGAGGGAGCUCAAAUGGGUGAAGGUAGAGCUCAGGGAGGUGGAGGAAGAGCUCAAGGAGAUGGGUAGAGCUCAAGGAGGUGAAGAUAGAGCUCAAGGAGGUGGAGGAAGAGCUCAAGGAGAUGGGUAGAGCUCAAAUGAGUGAAGGUAGAGAUCCAGGAGGUGAAGGUAGAGCUCAGGGAGGUGGGUAGAGCUCAGAUGGGUGAAGGUAGAGCUCAAGGAGGUGGAGGAAGAGCUCAAAUAGGUGGGUAGAGCUCAAAUGAGUGAAGGUAGAGAUCCAGGAGGUGAAGGGAGAGCUCAGGGAGGUGGGUAGAGCUCAGAUGGGUGAAGGUAGAGAUCCAGGAGGUGAAGGGAGAGCUCAAAUAGGUGAAGGCAAUACAAGGAGAAUCCUCUCAGUUUGGGACAGUGCUUCAGUGGGAUCAUGAAGGGACCAUUAGGGUCAUUUCUGCAGUUUCCAGCUCCCUGGCACCUCUGAGAAGAGCUUUGCUGGCCCUGAGCAGUGUUUGUUCCUCCUGUCCCGUCCCUGUGUGGGUUUGGAGGUGGUUUUGGUUUGGUUCCUGUCUCAAGGGCUUCAGUCUCCCCCUGGCUCCUUGACUCCUCUUUUUGUACCCAAACACUCUCUUUUUAGCGGGGGGAAGUGCUGUCUGAAGCAGCAGAGGGCAGACACUUGGUUUUGUUUGCAUGAACAGCCCCUGGUGAGGGUUUUUUUUGGAGGUCUGGAAAGACAAACGUUGAGAGGAGGGAGUAAACUCAGCACAAGGUGCCCUUUGGCUCCUCCACAGUGUGUGAGAGGAGCAGAAACGAGGCUGCUGGGCUUGGAGGAAGCUGCCUGCUGGGGUUUUAGGCUUGGGGAAGGUUUCCCUCUCAUGGUUUGAGGUUGUUCUUGCUGGCAGCCCGGGCUUGGAGCACGUCAGCUGCCUGAAGGUGAGGGCUUGGGUCCCUGUGAGCCACCCACGCUGUGAAUCACUCCCUGGAUGUGGCUCAGUGAAAGGAAACAAAGGGAAAACAAGGGCUAAAAACGACAGGGCUGGUGUUCAACCCCCCCUCCAGAGUCCUUCUUCUUGCAGUGUAUUCCUGAGGCUUCAUCUCCUGCUGUGCACCAAGGCUGCUCCUGAGCUCUGCCAGCACCCCCUGAGGCCUCUGCUGGUGCAACCACGAAUAAAAGUGCCUGUUUGGACCUUUC